AUGGCAAAUCAAUAAACCUUUUACAAAUCAUCACUGCAUAGUCUAAAAUCAUCAAUUCAAGAAUAUUAUCCUGGUCCAAUUAUUCAAUCUAGACAACCAUAAUAGCAUCCUCCCUAAAUUGUUUCAUCAAAAUAUUCAUAAUUAAUUUAAUAAUCCAUAUAAAAAUAAAAUAUACAACCACCAAAUUAACCAAAACUUCAAUAAGUUCCAGAAUAGAGACCUCUUGAAUAAUCAUUACCAAAAUAAUAAUAUGUGCUUUUUUAAUUUGAUUAAAUAGAAUAUGAUUUAGAAAAGAAAUUUUAGAAUGCUGUUGAUAGAACAAGAGAUUUACUUUAAAGAAAUUUAAAUCCAUAAAUACCAAUCAAAUAAUCAUAAUAAAUUCCUUAUUAUGAUGAAAAUUAAUAAUAAUUAUUUCCUUAUUAUGAUGAAAAUUAAUAAUAAUAAAUUCCUUAUUAUGAUGAAAAUUAAUCAUAAUAAAUUCCUUAUUAUGAUGUAAAUUAAUCAUAAUAAAUUCCUUAUUAUGAUGUAAAUUAAUCAUAAUAAAUUCCUUAUUAUGAUGUAAAUUAAUCAUAAUAAAUUCCUUAUUAUGAUGUAAAUUAAUCAUAAUAAAUUCCUUAUUAUGAUGUAAAUUAAUCAUAAUAAAUUCCUUAUUAUGAUGUAAAUUAAUCAUAAUAAAUUCCUUAUUAUGAUGUAAAUUAAUCAUAAUAAAUUCCUUAUUAUGAUGUAAAUUAAUCAUAAUAAAUUCCUUAUUAUGAUGUAAAUUAAUCAUAAUAAAUUCCUUAUUAUGAUGUAAAUUAAUCAUAAUAAAUUCCUUAUUAUGAUGUAAAUUAAUCAUAAUAAAUUCCUUAUUAUGAUGUAAAUUAAUCAUAAUAAAUUCCUUAUUAUGAUGUAAAUUAAUCAUAAUAAAUUCCUUAUUAUGAUGUAAAUUAAUCAUAAUAAAUUCCUUAUUAUGAUGUAAAUUAAUCAUAAUAAAUUCCUUAUUAUGAUGUAAAUUAAUCAUAAUAAAUUCCUUAUUAUGAUGUAAAUUAAUCAUAAUAAAUUCCUUAUUAUGAUGUAAAUUAAUCAUAAUAAAUUCCUUAUUAUGAUGUAAAUUAAUCAUAAUAAAUUCCUUAUUAAGAUAUAGAGUAAUAAAAAUGGUUACUUUCAAAUAAAAAACACAAAAAAUUUUUGGCAGAUUUAUUUGAUUAUGAAAUUUAAAGUGAUUCUUAGCAUGAUAAUUUAGUUUAAAGCAAUUAAAAUUCAUAAUAGCAAUCGUAAAUUUCCUAUAAUAAUGAUUAAGAAUAAUAAUUAUAAGAACUUGCACUUUAAUAUCCAGAUGGAUAUAUAUAUAGAGGUUAGGGAUAUAAACCAGGUACAAAAGAAGGAUUUGGAAUAUUGAUUGAUGAAAAUGAUAAUAAAGUAUACAAAGGUUAUUGGCAUGAUAAUUAAUAUCAUGGAUAAGGCAAAUUAAUAAAUUUCUAAGCAGAAUAUAUUGAUGGAGCAUUUGAUUAUUAAGAUUUGAGUGGAAUUGAAAAUGGUUGGUUAGGAUAUGAAGGUAAUUUAUGAUAAUAUUUCAAAGGUUAAUUUUAGGAAGGAAAGUUUUAUGGGAUUGGUAUACUUUAUUUAACAAAUGGAGAAAAAUUUGAAGGUACAUUUAAUGAUGGUAUGAUUGAUGGAGAAGGAGUUUAUUCUACAAUUAAUGGAUAAAUUAUUAAAGGAAUAUGGAAAGAAGGCAUAUUAACACAUUUAAUUUGA
Molecule: messenger RNA, 1734 nt
Organism: Paramecium pentaurelia
Lineage: Eukaryota; Ciliophora; Oligohymenophorea; Peniculida; Parameciidae
Source: the annotation of a GenBank genome assembly